AUGUCCGCAACCCGAGUGAGGCGAAAAGAGGGACGGCCGACCACCCCUUCUUCCCCGGUCCAGAUCCCGACAAGACCGAAGUCUCGAGAUGCGUCGAACCCGCAAAAAACGCACCGCGCACACGGGAAUAGAAGAAAUCACUCGAUGCCGCGCCAUCCAAGAGACGUGCACUCUCGCGAUGCCAUCCCGCCUUCGGUGGCGGCGCUACUGGCAGUUACCAAUAUUCCGCCUCCCAAAGCGGCCCGGAGCUUGCGGCAAACCAAGUUGGAAAAGAGGAUGACGGUCGAGUCCAUUAUUGAAAGGGCACAAGAGUCUGAGAAGGAGCUCAGCCUGAAGUUGAGCAAGCGUCCCAUGGAUAUCCUCCUGAUGGCACCCGAGGACCUAGAGGCCGAUGAUGCAUCUAUCUGCGACAGCAUCCCGGAGUCUGUCCUCUCGUCGCGGACCGUCUCGAUGGAUUCCAUGCCGUCCUUGAGCAACUCAGUCGCAACCGACCCACUUUCGUCCUUAGACACGCCGCAGACGCCGCCCAGGAGGCGAAAGGUUCAGCCCACUCGACGCUCUCUUGAACCCGUCUCCUCGCCGCCUGGCGAACCCGAGAGUCACCCUCUAUCUCCCGAGAGCGAGGUCGCAGAGCUAGAUUUUAGAGUUUUCGCCAGAGAGGAAGUCUCGGACAAAAAGACGUCGCGGUUGCCUUUCAAGCCGCUCAAAUCGGCGUUUAAGUCGAACCUGACGGCUUCGUUAAGGGCCUUGCGCCAGGCAGCACGCUCCUUCUCUAACCUAAACUUUUCUUCUAUCCCGCCAGAGGACUUCCUCACGAGGUCCAUCCUAACGAUUGACCCACAGGUUCCAUACACAGAUGAGCGCAGACCGCCUCCUCUCCAGGAGGAACCAACGGCUGCCCUCCGGCGCUAUCUGAACCCCACGACAACAGCACGUCUCGAGAAGCCUCAGCAGGCGACAUCAGGUCCGGCGCUACGAACGUUUACUGCCUCGAUUCAAAUGCAGACGUACAAGGUUCACAGGGCACGCAGUGUGUCCCACACUUCGGGCCGUUCACCCUACCCUUCGGUGGCCGUGGGACCCUCUUCGACAUCACCAUCAUCGCAGCCGCCGCAGUCGAAACCGGUGGUUCCGGAGCACCCGCUGCCUGGGCCACGGCAGCGCGAAAUGCGCGAGAACUCGGACUUCAUCCGUAUCGCCGUCAUGGAGAUGGCCAUGCGGAAGAGCGGCAAACUCGAUGAUCAGAGACCGGGCAGGGCUCGCUGGGCACUCCCACCCAGGAAACAGAGCACGAGACCAUAUGAAAUCAGACCUGAUGGCGUUCCCGCAAGAUGGGUCGCUGUCACGAUCUGA
Molecule: messenger RNA, 1353 nt
Organism: Parathielavia appendiculata
Lineage: Eukaryota; Fungi; Ascomycota; Sordariomycetes; Sordariales; Chaetomiaceae
Exons: 1
Coding region: 1-1353 (450 amino acids)
Source: RefSeq, a predicted model, not a curated record